UGCUCCGAGUGGAAGAGAAAUGGUCACGACAAGGACGGCCACUAUUUACUGGACGUGGACGGUAAAGGCGGCGUUCCAGCUUUUUACGUGUGGUGCACCAUGACGUCAUCACCACCUACGGCGUCCAUCGGCCACGACCAAGGUCUCCGAACUAAGACGGAUGGUCAUGAAUCAGCAGGAUCACACGUUUUUCGUGUUUUGUAUGACGUCACCAUCAGGCAGCUUACAGCCCUGAUGGCCAACUCGACUAACUGUAAACAGCAUUUGAAGUACGAAUGUUAUUCAGCUUCUAUUGGCGCAAACGGCUUUCGUGUUCCCUCCAAUUCAUGGUGGGUGUCACGUGACGGCGAAAGCAUGACUUACUGGCCUGGAGGGGAUCCCAAACUGGGAGGAUGCGCUUGUGAAAGAACAAAUACAUGCGCUGGCGGUGAGUUCGGGAACAAGUGCAACUGCGACAUGAACGACCAUACUUGGCGUCAAGACGAGGGUUACAUCACUGACGUCACUAAACUUCCGGUGUCAGAGCUGAGAUUUGGCGAUACAGGACGCAGCGAUGAACUCGCCUAUUUCACAUUGGGACCGGUCCAGUGCGAAAAUUAA
This is a messenger RNA of Lingula anatina, 600 nucleotides long. Its product is annotated as contactin-associated protein-like 2. NCBI's taxonomy places the organism in Eukaryota, Metazoa, Brachiopoda, Lingulata, Lingulida, Lingulidae. The record is from RefSeq and is a predicted model, not a curated record.